AUGCUGCUCAAACAUUGGAAGGCUGCAGCAUUUUUGGCGAUUUCGGCCGCCUCCCACGUCGAUGCUGGUUUCCUGAAUUUUGAAGGGCUGGCCAAGCGAAGCAAUGAUGGAACGGCAACUAAACCUCAGAAUAAAGAUCAAUUUAUUGACUCUUUGAUAUCAAAGAUGACUGUGAGCGAUUUGGUCCUGCAGCUGCAUCUCAUGUUUGGGGAUGACAUUGUUGGAAAAGACUCUCACAAUGAACUUUACGAUCAAACGAUGCAUCUUAGUCCGACAUCUCCUAUUGGUGUGAUACACGACUGGUACCCCAUGAACAAGUCAUUCUUCAACUCUAUUCAAAAGCUUCAGUUAGACAAGUCGCACAUCAAAGUCCCUAUGAUGCUUGUUGAAGAGUGUCUUCAUGGUGUUGGAUCGUUUAAGCAAUCGCUGUUUCCGCAGAAUAUUGCAAUGGCAGCUACAUUUGACACCGAUAUCGUCUACCGGAUUGGAAGGGCCAUCGGAACUGAAGCAAGGUCGAUUGGAAUACACGGCUGUUUCUCACCGGUCCUUGAUCUCGCUCAUGAUCCUCGUUGGGGGAGAGUACAAGAAACCUUUGGAGAAGACAAAGUUCUCACAUCUCAUAUUGGAGUUGCUUACUCUUCUGGCUUAUCCAAGAACAAGUCGUGGUCAGAUCCUGACGCGGUGUACCCAAUCAUGAAGACGAAUCAGCACUUUGCCGCACACGGCGCAGCUCAAGCUGGUCACAACACAGCUCCGUUCACAGGCCUCGGAACUCGACAGAUUAUGGAGGAUCUUUUGGUUCCUUUUAAAGCCAACUACGAGUUAGGAGGAGCUAGGGGAGCAAUGAUGGCAUAUAAUGAGAUUGAUGGAAUUCCUGCAGCUGUUCACCCGAUGCUAUACCAGACUCUAGAGGACUGGAACUUUGACGGCUUUACUCUGGCGGAUGAUACUUGCAUGAGAAAUAUUCUUACGCAGCACAGAGUGGCAAACUCUCAGGCGGAUGCAAUGCAGCAAUGGUUUAAUGCUGGCGGCAUGAUUGACUUUUACGAUUGGGAUCUGGACUCCUACCUUACCAUUACAAAAGAUCUUGUGGCCAACGGAACUGUGCCUCUCAAGACACUCCAAUCUCACGUUCGGAAAAUCUUGGGGGUCAAAUGGGACCUCGGCCUUUUUAAGAAUGCCUACAUUCCCGAGAACAUCGAUCCAAUUGCUAUUGUGGCGAGCCACCAGGACGUUGCACUGGAGGCGGCACACAAGAGUAUCGUACUGCUCAAGAAUGACAACAACACACUGCCGUUGAAUCCGUCAUCAAACACCAAGAUUGCACUCAUUGGACCGUUUGCUGACACCAUUAACUUGGGAGACUACUCUGGAGCUCUAGGGCAGUAUCCAGCUAAAUAUGCAGACACGCUCCGCCAGGGCAUGUUGAGCCAUCUGAAGAAGAGUGGCCACUCUGGAGCGCAAAUUUCGUCAAGCUGGGGCACCAAUAGCUGGGAAUACAACAAUCAAUACGUUGUUCCCGGAUAUCUUUUGUCGUCAAACGGGAAGACUGGUGGCCUCAAGGCGACGUACUAUGGUGAGACAAAUUUCACCUCCCCGAAAGCGUCACGGUCAGAAGUUCCUGCCCAAGACUGGGGUUUAUAUCCACCACCAGGACUUUCUUCGAAUAAUUUUAGCGCUGUCUGGGAAGGCCAAUUUGAAUCGCCUACUGAUCUCGACGUCAACGGGUGGAUCGGAAUUGCGAUUGGACCAAACAGCACAUCGAAGCUCUAUGUUGAUGGCAAGUUGAUUACAUCCAAGGGCUACGGACCUCAAGGAAACGUUAUAGGGAAUAUCCAGGGUUAUGGGUGGACUCAAGCGAAUCACUCCAUCCCUCCUCAAGACGGCGUUGAGUUUACAUUCAAGAAGGGCGCUAAGCAUCAAGUCCGUAUCGAGUUUCAGUCAUGGAACAACUACAAGAAGACGGCAAAUGUCAACUCGGUAAACUCACAGCUCAUUUUCUGGUGGAAUCUUGUAUCGCCCAACGGUGACGCACUCGAUCAGGCAGUAUCAGUUGCCAAAGAUAGCGACGUUGUCGUUCUCGCAGUGGGAGCUGCCUGGAAUAGUGAUGGUGAAGGUGGCGAUCGCGGAACACUCGAUCUUGCACCAAGUCAAGAUGCUCUAGCCAAGAAGAUUUACGCACUUGGAAAGCCCGUAAUUCUUGUACUUGAAGGUGGAAGACCCUUUGCCAUUCCUGAUCACUACCAGCAGUCGUCCGCCGUAUUGAGCACAUUCUUUGGCGGACAAGCUGGAGGACAAGCCAUUUCGGAUGUACUCUUUGGCACUUUUAAUCCAGGGGGACGUGUGCCAAUCACAGUACCUUAUUCAGUUGCUCAGGUCCCAGCUUAUUACAAUUAUAAGCCAUCUGCCCGAGCUGCCCAAUAUCUCGACAUUCCAUCGGAUCCCACCUAUCCAUUUGGAUAUGGUUUAUCUUACACCACCUUUUCAACUUCUUCUCCCACUGCAUCCGUUAGGGGCACAAGCUCCAAGAGAUCCAACUUCGAUGCUCUGGCUAGUGGUCAGACUUUUGGCGGUGGUGAUUGGAUCACGUUCUCGGUAACCGUAGAAAACACUGGCUCCGUUUCUGGCAGUUAUGUUGCCCAGAUUUACUUACUAGGUCGGGUGUCAACUGUUACUCAGCCGGUUAAACAGCUAGUUGGUUUCCAGCGAGUAUAUCUGGAUGCCGGUGAGAAAAAGAGUGUUUCUAUUAAACUGGAGGUUGACCGAUAUCUGAUGAUUCUCAAUCGAGCGAAUAAAUGGGAGCUGGAAAAGGGAUCUUAUACAUUUGCUCUGCUGGAGAAUGGCGGUAGCAAUGCAGACACUAGUAAGAGUGUCACACUGCAAUGUGCUGGUUAA
This is a messenger RNA of Trichoderma virens Gv29-8, 2895 nucleotides long. Its product is annotated as glycoside hydrolase family 3 protein. NCBI's taxonomy places the organism in Eukaryota, Fungi, Ascomycota, Sordariomycetes, Hypocreales, Hypocreaceae. Gene Ontology annotation, biological process: arabinan catabolic process; xylan catabolic process. The record is from RefSeq and is a predicted model, not a curated record. Gene Ontology annotation, molecular function: xylan 1,4-beta-xylosidase activity; alpha-L-arabinofuranosidase activity. The transcript has 8 exons. Gene Ontology annotation, cellular component: plant-type cell wall. Bases 1 to 2895 code for a protein of 964 amino acids.